GAAACAGCUGUUUUCUGAGCUGGUGAAAAUAUUUUCAAAGUUGCAAAACUCGGAAAAAUCCAAAUACACUAAACGCUCUAGAUCAAAAUAAAACGCACAAAUUUUGAGGAGUAGCCACGAGCGGAGCCGUUACAUAACCCUGUGGGAUUGUGAAACAUGCCCGGAGCUUUGGAAAGCGAGCAAGAUCCCGUCGAGGUGAUGCUUAAAAAGACCGGCUGCAUCGAUCUACAUUACAAGGUGCAAGAGUGUAUAGCGGAAACGGGGGACUGGCGCAUGUGCCAGGAGAAGGUCAAGGAGUUCAAGGCCUGCAUGCAAAAGUAUGUGGACCAGCAGAGUAAAAAAUAUGCCAAUGUUAAGUAG
Molecule: messenger RNA, 360 nt
Organism: Drosophila willistoni
Lineage: Eukaryota; Metazoa; Arthropoda; Insecta; Diptera; Drosophilidae
Product: cytochrome c oxidase assembly factor 4 homolog, mitochondrial
Exons: 1
Coding region: 157-360 (67 amino acids)
Biological process (GO): mitochondrial respiratory chain complex IV assembly
Cellular component (GO): mitochondrial intermembrane space
Source: RefSeq, a predicted model, not a curated record